UUGUGUACAUUAUUGAUCGUAUCCAAUUACGUAGUCCUUCUCAGGAGGAGAGAGAAAAGAAAACCUCGUUGGCCACGAAUUCCCUCUGCCGAAAUAAGGAAAUGCUCGAUAUCUUUAUUUUCUGAGCAUUAAGGGAUUCUUCUUCAGUGGUUAUCAGGAGUGUGAUCUAAAGAUGACAUCACGAUCCAGCCCAACUGGCUUUUCUAAUUUUCUUGACAGUUACUGUCAACAACACUGAGCCAAGAAGGAGCAGUUCAAUCAUGCCCUCAACACAGAAGAACCCAUUGGGCUUUGGCGAGCGAAGAAAGCUGGACAUCUCUCAACCUUUGCAGCCUUGAAGGAGGCUGGUGGUGUUGCCCUCGAACACAACUUGGAUCGUGUGUUUGGACUCUGCAGCAGUCACCAGUUCACCUCUUGGAUAUAGAUGGAGGACCAUGUCUGCUUGUGAGUCUGUUUGACCCAACAUCCUGACAGGAGCACUGUCUGAGGAAGAGCAAACAUGUCCCUCUCAACGGUGCUGGCGAAGGCCCUGUUUGACAAUGCAGCAGAGAGCCCUGAGGAGCUGGCCUUCCGGAAGGGAGACAUCCUGAUGGUUCUAGAACAGGAGCAGGGAGGGGGUCCUGGCUGGUGGCUCUGCUCCCUCCACGGGCGCCAGGGCAUCGCCCCCGCCAACCGCCUCCGCCUCCUCCACACCGCCCCCGCCCCAGGGGUUGACUCCAGACCCCCCAGCCGCGCACCCAGCGAGGACUCUGUGUACCUCUCCCCAGGCCCCCUGGCCCGCACGGCAGUCUCCACGGAGGAUGUGGAUGGGGUCUACCGCACCCCACCUGGCCUGGGGGAGGCCCUGUACCAGAGCCCAGGGGCGGUGCCUGUCGCCUCUAGACCAGGGGUCCUCCGGCAGGCCGAGGUAGGGGGUCGCCCCCGCUCCCGCUCCAGCUCCGGCACACGCCCCUGUCCCGAUUGGGGCGUUGGGGUGACAGGCCGCCCCCGCUCGCCAUCCCUCCGGUCCAGAGGCACAGACUCCGCUGGGAGCCUCUAUCAGACCCCCUCCACCCCCACAGCUCUCGGGCCCCAGCACCACAGGGGUCUGGCUGGAGACCCUGGACCAGAGAUUGUCUACCUGGCCCCGGGUGGGAUUCCUCGGGCGGUGGGUCUAGCUCCAGAGAGGCCAGAGGACAACACUUACCUGUUUCCCAGGGAGACUGUAGCGGCGGUAGGCCACUCUAACGGCUGUUACCUGGUCCCCAGAGGGACAGUCCUGCCCAGCGAGGAGGUCUACCAGACCCCCACAGGAGGGUUAGUCGGGGGGGAUGUGUCGACCCAGGUUACCCCCAUCACUACUAGGGUCCUGGAGGCUCAGAGCUUCACCCCUUCACAGAUAAACGGGGGCGGGGGAGCCCCCCUUAAGCCCCUCACCCCUCAAUCCAAACUGGCACAGGACACCCCUCAGAUGAUGUACCAGACCCCCACCCCUGUGGGAGCAGGGAUUCUCAGGACUCCACCCGUCCUUGCACAGGGAUCCCCCAAACCUCAGCUGAAAGGGGCGACCCCCAAAACCCCAGGGACCCUCGGUGGUCAGGGUGGAGUGCCCUUCACCCCUCCCAUCACCAGGGGGAAGCUAGCUCCUGCUGCUCCCCUCAGGGGUUCCCCCUUGCUGGCCAGAGCAGGACAGGGACAAGGCCGGGUGCCUGGAUCCCCAAACUUUGCUCGUAAGCCCCCUCCUCCAGCCCCUCCAGUGAGGGGGGUAACCAGAAAAGACUUUCCCCAAUCCGUAACCCCUGUAUCCACCUCUCAGCCUGCCCUCUCCACCCCCCAGUCGACUCCUGUACCCCAGUACCAAGAGAGCAAAGAUGGAAGGAUGGCGUCGGAUGAAAAGAAGCAGAAUGGGCAGAAUAAGAAAGGCGAGGACGGAGAGUGUGCAGAUCCUGAUGACGACAGCCUCGAUGAACAGGUGUAUGAUACUCCUCCCAGGAGUAGGUGGCAGCGGCCAGCCCCAGCAGCGCUGUGUGACGAUGACAGCAUCUACAACACCCCACGCUCCCUUCCCCCACACACUGACCUAGAGUCAGAGGUCUAUGAUGUUCCCACCAUCAUACUUAGCACAUCAUCAGAGCCCCAGCAGCAGACUGUCAACGUCCCAACGUCUGUUAUUACUGAUGAAUCGGAGGAGGACGUUUACAGCCUCCCAACCCUUCCUGGCCUACACCUGGGCCUGGACAUGUCCACCAUCGCCCCUCUAGUGGGGACGGAGCACGGCCAGGUCUACUCUGUCCCCGGCUCAGGGAAGAGGGCUCCGCUUGGGCUAGGCGAGGGCAGUGACCCGGGGUCCACCACCGAGCCGGACUGUGGCGUCUAUGACAUGCCCGCUCUCACCCUUGACGUCUUGCCCUCUUCGACGAUGUCAACGUCGUCUUCGUCUUCCACACGUCGGUUAUCGGUAUCCAGUAAUGGGUCUGGUGACGUUCAAUGGAGGAACUCGCUUUCGGGCCUUGUCCAAUCGGUGCUUAGCUCUGCCUCGGGUGCCCCUGCCUCCUCGAGGGACCUGGCAACCUCACUGGCUGAGAUCCUGUCCGUCUGGAAGUCGAGUCAACCUGACGAGGUCCCUCCCCCUCUCCAACAGGCUUGGGCCCGCCUCUCAGACCUACUUCCUGCUUUGUCCGCCGGUGGCCACGCCCCUCCGUCGGAUACUCUUCUCUCUAUGGUCCAACGAGCGCUGGAGGACUCCACCAUCCUAUUUCAGACCCAGGGGCGGCCCCGCCUCCCUUCCCAGGACUCCCUCUCCCGAAGACCCCUACCCGCCCUGCCCGUAGCCGAGGUAAAACCAGUAGGGAGCAGUAUGGGACCACGCAAAGGUAGCUGGAUCCAGGAGAGACCCUUACCCCCCACCCCCCAGCCAGGGUUCCCCCUGCCCCCCGCACAACCCUCCACUGUGACCAUGUCCAUCACUGUGGGGCAGAGCGACGGAGAGGAGGGGAUGGGGAACGAGUACGCAGGAAUAGGUCUGACACCUGCCCCGGCACCACUUCCUCUUGGAGACAGUGUGGGAUACGUGAAACUGCAGGGAAAGCCAGAGCCUCUCUCAGAUGCCCGGACAGAGAAUAGGUCAAACCAGACCCUUCACACCAGGGAGCCUAGGUUGAGCCCCUCCCCUCCUCUGCCCGUCUCCCUCUCUCUGGAGGACUCAGAGUUGCUCUCCUUCUAUUCUUCCCAGUCUCUGUCCCACCUCUCCUGUCUGGCCGAUUCCAUUGACGUGCUCUUCCGCACCGUGCAGGGGAACCAACCUCCCCGUGUCUUCGUUUCCCGGGGGAAGAGUUUGAUCGUGACGGCACACAAGCUGGUGUUUAUCGGGGACACACUCUCCCGCCUCCUGACCUCUCCUGACCUCAGGGCAAAGAUCACAACCUCAGGUGGGCAUCUGUGUCAGGCCCUGAAGGCUGUCGUUGUGGCAACGAAGGGGGCAGCCCAGAACUACCCAUCAGUCGCUGCCACCCAGGAAAUGGUGGACUGCGUGGCUGAGCUGUCCCAGCAUGCCGCAGGCUUCUCCGGCCUGCUGCAGCGCCUCGCGGAAAUAUCUUGACAAUAUUUCUUCAACGUCUCUUCUUAUAACAUGUUUACAAUACAUUUUCUCUCUACUUUGAAAUGCCUUAGUUGUUGUUACAAUGUGUUCUCUUUCAAAUUGAACAGUUUGACGUUUGAAGUGAGGUUGAAACAUUGAAUUUCAGUCCAGAAGAACUGAUCUGUGGCUCAUAUUGCCACCUAGUUAGAUUUUGUGUGUGUGUUCUUGUAUGUGUGUGUUGGUUGGCUUUUGAUUCUUUUAAUACCUAGUCACUUCUGUGCUUUUGGUGCCAAGCACACUUUUCAUCUUGUGUGUCCUGAUGAUUGAUGAACGCUGUUUUUGUUUGAACCCUGUUCGUGACAUUCAGUGUCCCUUGUGGGCCACUGUAUUAUUGGAGUCAGACUAUUUCUGUUCGGUUGCCAUUAUUUUCUCUUACAUUGAAAUAACCGUUUCUUUUCUUUUAUCUUUGCAUCCUUAUUUAUUGUAGGUAACCCUCCAUCCCCCUCUCCAAAAAUAUAAAUCGAGCCUCACAUCCUGCUGUUGUUUGUUAGUGCUAUGGAGGAGAGCAGGGAUAACUUGAUGAAGGUGCAGGUGGUGGGUCUGUAUGUAAACACCGUGGCAGCUUUACUGUGUGUUUCCGCCUGGGCUUGGUGUUGCAUUUGAGAAUCAAAUGUAAUAAAACAACACUUAAAUUUUUUUUUACUAUAGGAUGUAAACUAUAGGAGUUUAAAAGAUGUCUAAAUCAGAUGUGGGACCAGACCACUCUUUUAGCCCCUGCAGUGUCCUACCUUGCAGUCUGGAAGACAGGAAGUGAAAAGAGGAGAAUGUGAGUGUUUUAAACAGGAUUGAGAUAUGAUAGAUGGAACGAUUGAAAGAGAACCUGAGGGGUGUACUACUCUUGUGAAAGGGAUAAUGGUGGAGCAGUAGAGCGCUUAGUCGGUCAUGUUCGUUCCUACGGUUAGGCCACCAAGUGGAAAACCUGUCUGCAAACUUUUACUUGUCUCCACCUGUCUCGCUUUCCAUUCACUCGCUUGUCCCCCCCUCUCUCCUUUUCUCUCGAUUUCCCACAAUCAUUUCACCUUUCGUCACACACCCUGGCUUUCCCACACAGCUCUAGGUACUAUUUUGGCCAUAUUCGUUCUUGGGCUACUCCUAUCCAAUCCUCUCAGAUCCUAAUAAGUGCAUAAGGGGGUAAGGGAUAGUGGUUAAUUUAGGAUUGGGGAGCAGGCUUCUAGGCUUUCGUGUUGUUGAAAGGCACUAAUUGCCCCUUCAAACUCAAUGCUACCACCCACACCCUCACUAGUAUUGCUGUCUCAAAGUCUAUGCAGCAGUGUUGGUGAUAGGAGGAUAAAAUGAACAAAGAUGCAUCAGUGCCAAAAAAAGUAUGAAGAACUUUCACCAAGCUCUAGUGUUUUGCCUUUGAGCUCUUCCUAGUGGAAGGUAGCAGUAUUACUACAGAAUGCCUGCCUGCACAGCGUACACCACAUCCAUGGCCUGACAAUAGAAAAUAAUCAUCAUAAUAAUAAUUGUAUUUAUUGAUAAUUUUGUAUUUGCUUUAUGAUCUGCUUGGCUUUAAGUUGCUUUAUUUCUUAUAUGCACGUAUUUAACAGGAAUGGUUUCACUUCACACAGUGAAUUACAUUUUACUACAAUAAUGGUUCAAAAGAACAAGUGGAGAAGAGCAGUUAGAGUUUGAGAUAUAAUAGGGUUUUUUUUGCCUUUUUUUUUUUGUACCAGAAUAUAUUUUUGAAAGUUUUUACACUAAAGUGAAUUUGUUGGUAUUGGCUCCAUGGCUAUAAAAAAAGGCUGUAUGGAUCUAUCCAGUCUACACUUCAUGAAAGUUGAACACUACAAUGAUGCCUGACUAUGUUCCCCUCAAAAUGCACAAAUACAUUUGUACAAUUACAUUGA
Molecule: messenger RNA, 5466 nt
Organism: Salvelinus fontinalis (brook trout)
Lineage: Eukaryota; Metazoa; Chordata; Actinopteri; Salmoniformes; Salmonidae
Gene: efs
Product: embryonal Fyn-associated substrate
Exons: 8
Coding region: 500-3577 (1025 amino acids)
Biological process (GO): cell surface receptor protein tyrosine kinase signaling pathway; cell migration
Cellular component (GO): cytoplasm; plasma membrane
Molecular function (GO): protein binding
Source: RefSeq, a predicted model, not a curated record